AAAACACAAUUUAAGGUCUGGAAACGUUGAACUUUACUGGAAGAUGCGAUCUGAUAAUCUAGUCGAUGAUCUUGUCGCGUAUUAAGGUUUGAAUAUGAACCUCUACAAUUGGCAUCAAAGAUAACAUGAUGGACCAAGCAUCAAAACGAAGCAAAGGAGACCGGCCUUUCUAUCAGCCACCUGAGAAUAUACCUACAAGUGCUGAAAUAAUCAACGAUGCAAGACAAUCAAUUGGCCGUCCUCUGCAAGUUGUGAAGACAAAACGACCUUUCACUCCACGUGAAGAUAGAAGGUCAUUGUUUGGUCCAACAAGUACCAGGAAUCCAGAAACUAGGCCUCCAAGUGCCUUUAGUCUUACAUCACGACAUUUUGAUGGAGCAGAUUCAAGACCUGCAUCUGGUACCAAACUCAGCCCCCUCCCUCAUAGGCCAAGUUGCACAUCUAUCAAUGAAGAACAAACUCCACGCGUACCCACAGAACCAGAUGUGGAGGUACUUCUUCCCCCCAAACCCCCAACCGACCCAAACAAAGCUACAAGAAAGGUCCCUCGGACGCGUGUCAUCCACAGCAAUAGUGUAGAUGCUUCCAGUCCAGACUCCCCAGGGAUCAACAAAAGUGGUUCACUCACUGACUUGUCCUCCAGACAAACAGAGGGAAGUACUACUGACACAUCACGGAGAACUCAUAGCGGUCCUAAGGAAAGGACACCCAUUCCUAAGGAGGAGCGAGGGGAGGGGGAUGGCAAGGAGAUGCCCCAUAGGGCUCCUAGUCAAGCCUCAGUCAGGAGUCCUCCUAGAAGUGCCAGCAGUAGAGAGGUAGAAAGUAGAGUCAGCAGUGGAGGUACGAAGCGGACAUCAAGUGCAGGCAGCACUGGACGUGCAGGCAGUGCUGGUAAGCGGGAUACAGAGGAGUCACAGGAGGAAACCCUGUUCUAUACCCAGAACAUUGCACCCCGUCUGGAGGAGCUGGCUCUCCUGGGUAAAAAGCGUGAAGGAGACAAGCUCUGUGAGUGUGCUGACAGCCUAUACAAGUUAUUACAGAAAGAAAACUUGUUAGGCAAGAAUUGUAAACAGCGUUCCACCAUACUCAAGUCUGUGUUCAAAUUGCUUGACCUGGAGGAGCCCAAAGUUUUACUACGGGUGGCAAGACUGAUCCUCGCUUUCCGUGUGAGUGGUAACAACCUUUUAAAUGUGUGUAAGCUAGUUUUUAAAGUCAGUAGGAAUGAAAAAAAUGACCCAGAAUUUCUGCGAGGAAAUAUAUUAGAAUUGUUGUCCAAAACUUUAAGUUGUACUGACCACACAACAUCAUGUGAAGCCUUGAUCUACUGUGUGGGUGCCAUCAAAUUCCUGACAGGGAACACCACCAUUGUCAAACAGUUGGUCAAAGAGAAUUGCAUAGAAGGCCUAGGUCAGCUGCUGGACGGAAUCAACAAAACAAAUAGAGAAAAUGGAAAAGUAAAUGAACAACUAGGCCAUAUUCUUGUGCAGUUAACUGCAGCCUUAAGAAAUUUAGCUGAUGCCAACUCAAGUCGUGAGAAGUUCCUCAACUGUCAUAUUGUGGAGGGUCUUUGUACUGUUGUGGACACAUAUGCUCUUGAUGGAGACCUUAUGCUCAACAUAUCACGUAUAUUUAGUAAGAUCACACUCCACACAGACUGUUGUACUGUCUUGGCAGACCAGCCAUCCUCAUACAAGUCUUUCAUCAAUUUGCUCAACAAACAUCUCCAGAAAUCAGAUAUGGUUGUACGUGUGUGUUUUGUACUUGGAAACAUAACUGCCAAAAAUGAUGAAGCUCGUGUGCGACUGUUCCAGGAGAACAAAGCCUUUGAUGUAUUACUGUCAGUGUUAAAACUUUACCUGGAAAUGGACCUCAAGGCACAGGGAAAGGAAGAGAAGCCUGAGGAAGGGGAGCGAGGCAAUAAGCUUAAUAAAAGGGAGGAUGUGAUGAUCAAGGUGGUCAGGGUCAUCGCCAAUCUGUCCAUCAAUGAAACUGUCGGCCCACUCAUAGCUUCUAAUGCUCUGUGUAUAGAUCUUCUACUUAGCAUUUUAGAAUACAAGGAAAUCCCGACCAGUGAAGAGCUUGUCCUGAAUACAGUGGCUACCAUUAACAAUCUGUCCUACUACAGUGUAAAGACUAGCAUGAUCAACCAACAUCAGAUGAGGGUUAUAGAGGCCCUGUUAAAGCUAGUACUGGCUGAUAAUAUGGAGGGUAUGAUUGAGGCUUCACGUGUGUUUGGUAACUUGACAAGGCAGAAGACAGUCCGUGACUUCCUGGUACAGCAUAAGGUGGAUCAGAUGAUGGUAACAAUGCUAGACUCUGGGAACCGUGAGGUGGUGUAUAUCUCCUGUGGUGUCCUUAUCAACUUCAUGGUAGAUGAGGAGAAGCGCCCUGCUCUCAAAAAGGAGGGAGGAGUGAAAAAACUUAUUGAGGUGCUGAGAGACUUUGGACGGACAGACUGGGAGCUGGCCAGUUUGGUGUGUCAGAUACUGUGGAAUUACAGUGGCAAAAUCACCAGCUCCAAUGCCUGCUUUGGGGAGCAAGAAGCACAGGACUUACUGGACCUACUCAUUGAAUAUACAGAUCAAGAUUCGGCAUUAGACUCGUCCUUUAAAGAAGAGGAAACAGAUGAGGAAAUGAGGAAGUAUUACUACGAGACGUGGCGGGAAUUUUAUCCUGUAGCCGAGCAGUUGUUACACCGCCUUGAAACACAUCAGUCAGACUUUGAACCACUGGAAAAUCCUGGGACUCCAUGAAUUUCAAGUAGUAAAAUUGUAACAGUGAUCAGAUAGUGAACCCUAGAGUGAGCAUGCUUAGGAUCAGGCUCAGGAGCCUCAGUUUGACCAGCUUUGUGUUCUAGCUUUGUGAUGAUAGCCAAUCCUAGUGCUGUGUGUUAUCUGUCUAGUCUCAGCUUAGUGGUUACAAACAUGGCAGGAAAUUGUUCCUGUGAGAUCUGAUAACAGUGACAAACAUGCUGGGAAAUUGUUCCUGUGAGAUCUGAUAACAGUGACAAACAUGCUGGGAAGUUGUUUCUGUGAGAUCUGAUAACAGUGACAAAAAUGCUGGGAAGUUGUUCCUGUGAGAGCUGAUAACAGUGACAAACAUGCUGAGAAGUUGUUUCUGUGAGAUCUGAUAACAGUGACAAACAUGCUGGGAAGUUGUUUCUGUGAGAUCUGAUAACAGUGACAAACAUGCUGAGAAGUUGUUUCUGUGAGAUCUGAUAACAGUGACAAACAUGCUGAGAAGUUGUUCCUGUGAGAUCUGACAAACAUGCUGGGAAGUUGUUCCUGUGAGAUCUGAUAACAGUGACAAACAUGCUGGGAAGUUGUUCCUGUGAGAUCUGAUAACAGUGACAAACAUCACUAGUACCUAAACACUGGUAAGGGGCAUUAUGGCUGGAAUGGAGAAGCUGAAGUAUUGUGAAGCCAUGUUGUAUUCUGUGAUGGACUGCAUCAUUGUAGCAAACACUUCAGAGAGGGAUAGUUUUACUGUUAACAUCAGUGAUGAACAUGUUAGAACCAAUGGCGGAAAAAUCAUGUUGAUGUCAUUCCAACAAAUUUUAUCUGUGAUAAGUUGGCGUGAGAUUCACCGUGAGCAAUUUCUGAAAUUCUCUUUUCAGUAAAUACUGAAAACAUUUCAUGUCAAUUUCUGAUUAUAUAUUGAGAAUUUUUUUAUACAUCGUGAAAUCAACUCAGAUGUCCCACCAAGAAAUCCAUGUCAUCAUAAUAUACCAACUGUAGUGCAGAACUGGGAUAUUAAUUAUUAAGCUUGUCAAGAAAUCUCAGGUUUGCUGUUUUGUGGUGUAGUUUUAUAUUGCUCCGUCCAUAUUAGUGAUUUGUCUCAAAGACACCAUAUGUUUUAUAUUUUUAAUUGUAUAAUCUCAACUACAUGUGGAAUAGAUGAUCCUCCUCUUCUCUGCAUGUAGUCCAUCAUGUUCAAGAGUGACUGAAUAUAUUCAACUCAGGAUAAGCUGUUCCCCUCCCCUAUAGAUUAUCAGACUGUGAGGUGACUACUACACUUCAGGAUAAACUGUUCCCCUCCCCUAUAGAUUAUCUCACUGUGUGGUGACUACUACACUUCAGGAUAAACUGUUCCCCUCCCCUAUAGAUUAUCUCACUGUGUGGUGACCAGUACACUUCAGGAUAAACUGUUCCCCUCCCCUAUAGAUUAUCUCACUGUGUGGUGACCAGUACACUUCAGGAUAAACUGUUCCCCUCCCCUAUAGAUUAUCUCACUGUGUGGUGACCACUACACUUCAGGAUAAACUGUUCCCCUCCCCUAUAGAUUAUCUAACUGUGAGGUGACCAGUACACUUCAGGAUAAGCUGUUCCCCUCCCCUAUAGAUUAUCACACUGUGAGGUGACUACUACACUUCAGGAUAAGCUGUUCCCCUCCCCUAUAGAUUAUCUCACUGUGUGGUGACCACUACACAUCAGGAUAAACUGUUCCCCUCCCCUAUAGAUUAUCACAAUGUGAGGUGACUACUACACUUCAGGAUAAACUGUUCCCCUCCCCUAUAGAUUAUCUCACUGUGAGGUGACCAGUACACUUCAGGAUAAACUGUUCCCCUCCCCUAUAGAUUAUCUCACUGUGAAGUGACUACUACACUUCAGGAUAAGCUGUUCCCCUCCCCUAUAGAUUAUCUCACUGUGAGGUGACUACUACACUUCAGGAUAAGCUGUUCCCCUCCCCUAUAGAUUAUCUCACUGUGUGGUGACCAGUACACUUCAGGAUAAACUGUUCCCCUCCCCUAUAGAUUAUCUCACUGUGUGGUGACUACUACACUUCAGGAUAAACUGUUCCCCUCCCCUAUAGAUUAUCUCACUGUGUGGUGACUACUACACUUCAGGAUAAGCUGUUCCCCUCCCCUAUAGAUUAUCUCACUGUGAAGUGACUACUACACUUCAGGAUAAACUGUUCCCUUCCCCUAUAGAUUAUCUAACUGUGAGGUGACUACUACACUUCAGGAUAAGCUGUUCCCCUCCUUUAUAGAUUAUCUCACAGUGAGGUGACCAGUACACUUCAGGAUAAACUGUUCCCUUCCCCUAUAGAUUAUCUAACUGUGAAGUGACUACUACACUUCAGGAUAAACUGUUCCCCUCCCCUAUAGAUUAUCUAACUGUGAGGUGACCAGUACACUUCAGGAUAAACUGUUCCCCUCCCCUAUAGAUUAUCUAACUGUGAGGUGACUACUACACUUCAGGAUAAACUGUUCCCUUCCCCUAUAGAUUAUCUGACUGUGAGGUGACUACUACACUUCAGGAUAAACUGUUCCCCUCCCCUAUAGAUUAUCUGACUGUGAGGUGACUACUACACUUCAGGAUAAACUGUUCCCCUCCCCUAUAGAUUAUCUGACUGUGAGGUGACUACUACACUUCAGGAUAAACUGGAGAGAAUAAAGAAAGCAUAAAUACACAUUAAAUAGUUGAGGUGUGUGUUGGAGUAAGUGAAGAGGAGAGUAUGUAUGGUGUAAGUGAAUAAUGGGAGAUACAAAUUACAUAUGUAGAUAUGAUGUGUGAGUGGAGGAUACAUGCUGAUGUGUGUGAUAUAAUUAUGUUACAUGUGUAUGAUUUGUUAGGUGGUAUAUCUAUAUAGUAUUAUUUAUAAAUGAUUCUUCCAUUGUCAUACUCACAGAUGUCAAUUGUACAUAAACAGCUAUUUAUUUGUAGGUUGUGAUGAUUCUGGUGAGAUCCUCAUCAAACACAGUGUGUACUGCACCCAUUCCAUAAUCACCGUGUUAUUGCCUUUUUUUUUUGUCCCAGGCCUUUCCUAGUGCCCAUUUACAAUAAAUGAAUAUUCUCCUAUCCCACCCACAAUUUAUCAGUAUAUAUAAUGCCCUUUGGCAUAUAGUGCACAUUAGCAACUCAAUGAUAUUCUAAGAAUCCUCAAACAGCCCAAGUUUCCACCUAAGAAAGUGACAACGUUAAUCCCAGCUGGAUGUUGUAGCUGUCCAACACUACAAUUUGUCAUAUUGUAUUGUCAGGGUCAGGAAUGAAUAUUAAUGUAAUACGAAGUGGUCAAUAUAAAUAUGUAUUAGAAUCCUAGAAGAAAUCAUUCUGUAAUUCUGUGAUGUUUUCCUGUAGAAAUAUUGGGACAUUUGACAAGACAAUCUUCAAGCGUCAUUAAACAUAUACCCCAUAAUACUACUCUCCCAAGGAUACUGAAUACCUGUCAACACUCAGUUCUUAAGUCCUAUAUUUCACCAAGAUAUGAAUAAAGAUGAGGUUGGACAUCUGGUCAAGUUUCAUUCCUUUGUUGUUGGAAGUUUGUUGAAUCCGUCCAGUAUUAUUUACAUGUGUGACCAUAGUGUGAUCAGCUGUCCUAUUUAUUGAUCUUAUGUGUGUCCAUGGGUCCAAACAUACAUCUGAGGGUACUGUAGUUUUAUAAAGCCUAUUUUACUAAUUGAUAACCCAUCUUGUUUCAAUGAUUUUAUAGGAAUAAUCCUAUAUAUAUUUGCUAUAUAGCUUUAAAUUGCAGCACACCUUACAAUGGUAGAAUUUGUUGCGGUCUGAAUUUGAAAUCAAAUAGAGAAUUUGAAACAGAUUUAAUCAAUUUUAGAUACUGAAUCGUAAUUUCUGCUGAUAAAUGAUAAUAUGGUUCAUCUGCACAGUUGAGGAAAAUUAAAUAAAUUGAUGUUGAUAGUUACCUGCUUAUAGAUACAAGUUUGCUGUGAAGUUGACUGAUCAGUAUGACCCAGUUGGCGAUGCACAUUUAUCAUGUUUUGAAGUGUGUUUCUUGUUAAUGAAUGUAUACUGCUAUAUUUAAUGAUGUUUUGUUAGGAUUGCUGUUUUCCUAUGUUUAAAAGUUGUCUUAUAAAUAAAAAUAACAAUGAUUCAUAAA
Messenger RNA from Ylistrum balloti, 6837 nucleotides. RefSeq names its product armadillo repeat-containing protein 2-like. Lineage: Eukaryota; Metazoa; Mollusca; Bivalvia; Pectinida; Pectinidae. Gene Ontology annotation, molecular function: protein binding. The transcript has 21 exons. Bases 126 to 2753 code for a protein of 875 amino acids. Gene Ontology annotation, biological process: cilium organization. The record is from RefSeq and is a predicted model, not a curated record.